Molecule: messenger RNA, 1767 nt
Organism: Zalophus californianus (California sea lion)
Lineage: Eukaryota; Metazoa; Chordata; Mammalia; Carnivora; Otariidae
Product: putative per-hexamer repeat protein 5
Exons: 2
Coding region: 174-1655 (493 amino acids)
Source: RefSeq, a predicted model, not a curated record
CUCAGGGUGUCCUUUGGGGAAGCAGAUAUUGUGCAGCAAUGUUCUGUGGUGCGGUGGCACAGCAUUGGGAAUAUAAUUAAUGCUCCAGACUUGUCCAACAGAAAACAAUUAAUUUUAUUUAAAAUAAAUAAUAAACAGCGUAGAGGAUAAGGAAAGAUAAUAUAACAGUUAAUAUGUACCAGAGAGAAAGAACACAGGGGGAGGGGAUGAAACAAUCUGGCAGGGCAUCAGGGUCGGGUGAUGGAAAUAAGGGUAAUUGUACAAGGGGCUCUCCCCUCGAGGAUGUGGGCUCUGGUUGUGGUUCUGGGAGCCCUGCAGGAACAGGAGGAGGGGCAGGGCCAGAUGCAAGAGGAGGGCCAGAUGCAAGAGCAGGGACAGGGGCCGGAUCCACGGUAGGAGCUGGGUCAUGGGCAAGUACAGGAGCACAGGCAGGGCCAAGGGAAGGGCCCGCGGUGCUGGAAAGCAGGGCAAAGGGCAUCGGCUCUGGCAGGGGCACGGACAGGGACACAGGUAGAGGAACGGACAGGUGCAGGGGCAGGAGGUGGGUCAUGGGCAGGAAUGGGUGCACAUGCAGGGGCAGGGAAACGGGUAGGGAAAGGGGAAGGAGCUGGGUCAGAGGCAAGCACCGGAGCACAGGGAGGAGCAGGGGAAUGGACAGUUGCAGGGGCAGAAGCCGGGACAGGGGCAAGAACAGGAAUACAGGCAGGGGCAGGGGAAGGGGCAGGAUCCAGGCCAGGGGCUGGGUCAGGAUCCGGAGCAGGGGCAAGAACAGGUGCACAGGCAGGUGCUGGGGAAGUGGCAGCUGCAGGGGCACGGGCAGGGGCAGGGACAUGAGUGGGGGCAAGAUUUGGGUCAGAGGCGAAAACAGGGACACAGGCAUGGGCAGGGGAAGGGGCAGGACUUGGGUCAGGGGCCAGAACAGGAGCACAAGCAGGGGAAGGGGAAGGGGCAGGUGCAAGGGGAGGGACAGGGUCUGCAGCAAUGGCACAUACAGGAACCAAGGCAGUAUCUGGGUCAGGGGCAGGGACAGGGGCACUGGCAGGGGUAGGGACGGGUCAGGAUCCAGGGCAGGAGCGGGGUCUGGGGAAGGAGCAGGGCCACAGUUCGGGGCAGGCACAGGGGCCCUGGCUCCGGCAGGAACAGUGGCAGGAACAGGGGCAGGCUCUCCGGGCACAGGUUCUCGAGCAGGCCCUUCCUGGUCGGCGUCAGGCUCUCCGUGGGCAGGUGCCGGGUCAACUGCCGGCUCCUGGGCUCCUGCUGAAGUCUCUGCAGGCACCACCCCUCCCUGCAGAGCUGCUGAUGGAGUUGGAGCCGGCUCUAGCUCCUUAGGUCGUGGAACAUCUGUGAGAGGAGAAAAGCUCACCCCCGUGCCUGCUCUCCGUGGGUAUUUGCAAGACAGAGCCCAGCCCAGAGCCUCCCAGAGAAGCCGCAGCCAGGAAGGAGCCCUCCCCGGGACGUCUCCCCGACUGCAGUCCACCCGCUGGGUGCUCUGCACACAGUCUUUGCUCCUGGCCCCACACCAGCCUCUCGGGGCUCCUCCCUGUGGGGCCUGCCCCGACCCGUCCCCACACACCCACAGGCACCCCGCCCCAGGCUUCUCAGCCUCGAGCUCGGUCUCCGUGGGCUCCAUUCCUGGAGCACAAUCCAGUCAAUGACCACCAGGGACAGUGGUCUGGGUGGUGUCGGAGGCCUUCCCCCGCAAUCCCCAGCACCUGCUCCUGGGGACCCCUGUGGGGUCACGCCCCAGGUCGCGGAAAUGUCACGGCU